Molecule: messenger RNA, 618 nt
Organism: Cladophialophora psammophila CBS 110553
Lineage: Eukaryota; Fungi; Ascomycota; Eurotiomycetes; Chaetothyriales; Herpotrichiellaceae
Product: C-8 sterol isomerase
Exons: 1
Coding region: 1-618 (205 amino acids)
Biological process (GO): ergosterol biosynthetic process
Cellular component (GO): endoplasmic reticulum
Source: RefSeq, a predicted model, not a curated record
AUGUUUGACCCUGUGGAGCUGCAGAAGCUAGUCGACGAAAGCCUAGAACGCUAUCCUACUUCAACGGCGGGAGUAGUGCACCAUAUUGUCACAAAGCUUCGGGAACAACAUGGAUCAGCUUUGAUCAGCGAGGAUCCGUUCCCCCAUGCUGCCCAGAACAGCACCGAGAUUUCACCCAUCUCAGCCUACCCGUCGCAAUGGGUCUUCAACAAUGCCGGGGGUGCAAUGGGAAGCAUGUACAUUAUUCAUGCAAGCAUAACCGAGUAUCUGAUCAUCUUCGGCACGGCUCUUGGGACUGAAGGCCACACUGGCCGACAUACAGCAGACGACUACUUUUUCAUCCUCGAGGGCGAGCAGUGGGCGUAUCCAGCACAUUCACUGGCCCUCGAACGCUACCCGCAAGGAAGCAUGCACCAUCUUCGCAGGGGCAAUGUCAAGCAGUACAAAAUGCAUCGCGGGUGUUUUGCUCUUGAACUUGCUCAAGGUUGGAUUCCACCUAUGCUUCCAUUUGGGCUGGCAGAUACCAUGUUCUCCACGUUGGAUUUCCCUACAUUUGCCAAUACAGUGUGGUUGACGGCACAAAAGAUGGUGGGUUGUCUCCUGGCGGGCAAGAUCUAG